Closterium sp. Yama58-4 is the source of this 1779-nucleotide messenger RNA. The record is from the annotation of a GenBank genome assembly. NCBI's taxonomy places the organism in Eukaryota, Viridiplantae, Streptophyta, Zygnematophyceae, Desmidiales, Closteriaceae.
AUGAAUCGCGAAAUGAAGGCACUUAGAGCUGGGUCGAUGGCGGCCGCCUCCUGUCCGGCCAACAUCUCUGUUGCGGGAGCCACGGUGGACCUCCCCCCCGAUCAGUGGAAGCUGCUCGCUGAUGACAAGCAUCCGUUCACGGCCCGUCUGUUCGACUUCGUCGCUUGCGUGAUUGUCCGGAGGUUUUUGGAGAAAGAGGUGCAGGAGCACGUCAGGGUCGUGACGAGCGAUGUGGUCGCGGACAUUGUCGCGGGUCGCGAUGAGGCUGUCAAGGCCUUUGCCGGUAUGAUGGAGUGCAGCCUUGUUGCAUUCUGCAUCUGGACCGAGGACUUGGUGGACAACAACUGCUCGAACGCGAGCAUGCUCCUUAUGCUCCACCCAGAUCACCUGUCGAUUGACGGUGACGAGAAUUGGCACACGCGUUUCGUUCGCGUUGCUAUUCCACCUGGUGGGCGGAAACACGUGACCGCGGCGGAGGCAAUUGUGGAGUGGUUUCAGGGUCGCGUGGACGAGGAGUUUGCUCGCGGCUCCAUUCAGUGCACCCGGGCGCGCCAGCUUCAGGAUCCCAAUCGGCUGUACGAUAUGGACGCGACGUCGUUGAAGGGCUCCUGCGGCAACAUCGCUUGUCUGUUCGCGUUAGACAAGACCCUUGCUCAGUUGGACGCGGUUGCUGCCAAUGGAUCCGGGCCGCAAUUCUCGAGGCCUACCGCGAAGACUCUGAAUGCACUGCGGCAUGACGCCCACCAAACCGCCGAAGAGCUCGCGUUCAACUUGAGCGUGGAUUUGCCGCGACACAAGCACGGCGGUGAGGCUGAGGGGGCUGAAUUGGGGAAGAUGCAUGAAGUGACAACGGGUGCGCGGGUUGCUGACCAUGGUGUACUCGCUCUCACAGGUGCCGCUGGUGUUUCGAGCCGCGGAGGUGCUCGCGGCGGGAUGGCGGUCCACGCUGAUGACGAUGGGGCAGACGAUACCGCGACUAAGGGUGCACCCCGCGAUGACGCUGACCGCACUGUAGCGCGUGAGGGGGAAGAGUCAAGCGAGGAGGAGGCGGAGGCACACGUGGUCGCGGCCGCGGCAGCCAACAGGCCCGCUACAUCCGGCAAGAGCAUCAAGCACCUCGCGCAGCACUUGGCCCCCGGUGCUGGAAGCGCGGCCCCGAGUGGUGAGGUCGCGGGCAAGAGUCCCGUGACAUGUGCGCGUGAUCACGCGUCCCUUUCCGCGUUGCCCUCGCAUAGGCUUGCUGCCGAGAUCCUGCAGCUUGACUGCAGGCUUGCAGCGCAGGCGGAAGAGAUCGCACGGCUGAAGAUACGCCAGGAGUCGGGGGUUGGAGGAGUCGCGGUCGUGGGCUCCGACGAGCUCGCGGCCGCGCUGUCUAAUGCGGUUCGGUUGCUCGAGAGGGAGGCGAGGGCGCUCGCGCAGGAAAGGGCGGCCCUGCUGGACACGCGUAACCAGGAGGCGUUGGUGCUGGGGCGAGUGGACGCGAGGUUGGGCCAGCUGCAGGGGGUGGUGGCGGACUCCAUGGAAACCGCGCAGAAGAAGUUGACGGACGAGGUUGCGCGGAAGAUCGACAACAUGUCGUCCGCGGUCUCAGCGACAGCAGAGCGGGCAAUCACAACCAGCGGGGUCACGAACGCGCUGCACACCCUCAUCGCGCUCGUCGGAGGGAGCCCGACUCCGCGCACCGGUACGGAAGAUCCGGCCGCGACGGAGAAUGCCGAUGCCGGGGAUGCUGAGCAUGGUAAGCGGGCGGCGGGUGCGAAGGCCGAGAUGUCAGAAUAA